UUGUGUGUGUUUGCCUGGAUGCUCUGUCACGCCGCCAUCUUCUACUUUCUGAUCAUAAAGGCUGAACUGAGAGCAAAACUCCAGCCACAGAUGAAAUGGUUUUACGCUUUAGGGUGGGGUUUCCCUCUGCCAAUAGUGGCUGCUUCAUUAACAGUAACACUAACUGGUACCAAACCUCGUGCAGCGGACAACUGCUGGCUAACAGUAGAACAUGGGAUCAUUUACUGGACGUUUGUCGCUCCAGUCGCAUUAGUUGUCCUUGUAAGUAUACUCCGAUAUCACGCCUGACACAUGGGUUCGAAUCGCGUUCAAGCCUAUAUUUAUGUUUUUUCGGGCUUUAUUUUCACAACUGCUACUGUUUAAAUUGUGUACAUAGCCACGAUGAUCAUCAUGCUUUACUACUUUUCUCUUCUUUCCAGAUCAACUCUGUUUUGUUUAUUUUCUUGCUGCGUCGCAUCGGCAGAGUUACAAAAUUCAGAGAAGUCAACAUGGUACGGGCUAAUCAGGUGAGGGCCUGGAUCAGACGCUCUGCAAUGCUCUUGCCAGUGUUGGGUAUCACGUGGUCUUUUGGCUUCCUCACGUUCGUUUCAUCCACUGAAGUGUUUCAUUACCUUUUUACCAUCUUAAACAGCUUACAAGGAUUUUUUAUAUUCCUCACCUUUUGCAUUCUCGACGAUAGGGUAAAGGAAGCUCUAAUAACUACGUUGUGUAAGCGGAAUGCUACGUCUCUCAAGGAACAAGCAGAACUUACGGAAAGACAUGCGCAUCGAAGACACACUGCACCAACAGUUGCUACUGCAAUAAAGACUGAUGGAAAGCAAAAUCAAGGAUUCCUCGACCUAACUGAACGGAAGAUGAAGCCAAAAUUUCAAACGUGGAUGUUGGUCGAAUGACUUCAAAAGAAUUCGAAGAAGGCCUAUGCAAGUUCUAUAGUGUCUUGAUGAUACUUUGAGUUUACCAAAGGUCGACAGUUUUUGCGUACGUGUCGGCCAUAAUUCAUCGCAGUUUCAAACUCGUUUCCAAGCUCUUAGCUUGCAACAUCCAAAUCCAGAGAUGAGGAUUUCUUUCGUCCUCGAAUAGCAGUCGCUUAAGACGAGCCGCUAAAUUUGAACACGACACAGAGAAGACCCAGAGACAGGGAUUAAACUUCUUCAAUUUGAUAACUUAAAUUCCAGAAAUGUUUUCCUUUCUAUGAUUAAUUCUUGGUUGCCUUUGUAUGUUUUCAAAGCUACAUUGGUGAUUUUAUCGAGGAUGCAGACUGCGGAUAGUGUCAACUACUUGAGUUAAACGCUCUCUAAAAUGUCGUAAUAGAAAACUGUUUUGAAGCAAGCGCGAAAAUUUGUUAAGUAUUGAUCUUGUCCUAAUGUCCUCCCCCAUUCUUUUUUCUUUAGUGUUGAAUAUAAACAGAAUGAGAGAGAAUAUGUAUUUAUUACUCACGUUUUUUAAUCGUAAUAAACAAAGAAUGAUUCAAUUCUAUUUUUCUCGCAGUAUUUUCUUAAUGAGACAGAGAACAUUAUCUAAUCGUUCCUUGUGGAGAAAGCUAGUCCCAGGUAAAGUUUGGGACAACCUGUCCGUUUUCCUGUCGAAAAUCAGGAUAAAUACGGCGGGAAAAGGUUUGGAACGAAAUUAGACUGCAAGCAGUCGCUUUCUUGCUCGAAACAAGUUCCGUGGGGAAGAACGCAAAGAAAAACGCUACACAGGUGAGCGGUGCACGCGAGCCACAGGUCACGCCUGCAGUCACGCUCGCACUUAUGAUGACGUCACACCAGCACGAGCGCGCGCACCAGUUUAGUUCAAAAUGGCUGUCGGAAUGUGAAGCUUGUAAAUAACAGCUCCCUUAAGAUGUACUUGGUAACAGAGCUAAAUGGUAUGGUGAAAAGCAAAAUUCCACUGGAGAGACCAGACACAGAAAUUUCCUUUAAGCUAAGGUGAGAGAACUAAAAGAUAACGUUUGUACUAGUACCACGGUACAAAGUUUACGCAACAAAUAGGAGCCGUACAGAACUUUUAACCCGUCUCUUCCGCGCGCUCAGGACUUUGUUAGUCUUUCAUACUCGUCCAACUAAACAAAGGUAUUUUCCAACUUUCUUAGCUGGUGACGAAUUAUGUUUUUAACUCUGAUCUACUCAUCUGUGUCUACAGCUACUACCGUGCCGGAAAUAAACUCGUUGCAAAUUUGAGAACCCGGAUGUUUUUUCCAUAGUAAAUUUUGCCGUCGUGUACCCUGCUUCCAAAACUCCUUUCUUCUCUAUUCCUCGAUCAAAUGUGAGCCGCAAAAGGCGACACACGAAACGACGAGCAAGAAAACGACGUCUCGAGAGCAGAAAGAAGAAAGAAAACCUCUGGGACAAGGGUAGUCUCGUGCGCAGACGCUCUUAGGGCUCGCGGGGAAGAAGAUUGCGUGACGAGUCCCAAGAGCGUUCUUAAAACGUCACGCAAUGAUAGCUUAUCAUGACAUAUAGCCCAAAGCCGGUACCAUUGUGGGAUUUUAUUGGUGGCUCAUUGUACCGAUAUUUGCUUCAUGAUGAUUACACUAAAUUUAUAUUUAUUUGUUUAUUUAUUCACCUUACCAACCCCGUGAACAGACAACAAAUGGUUAGGGCUUAAGCCAUGCAACCGUCUCAAUGUCGCUUUCAUUUGUUAUCUGACCAUUCUCUUUGUAAUUCCCCCCUUAAAUUCGUACUCAUCAAGGCAGAGCGAAAACUCGCGCAUUGUAACUGGACAACAAGGUAGCUUUAUAUGUAUUCUUAAUUUGAUAAAGAACAAAGGAUAUUUUAGCCUAAAAAUUCCUUCACGUUUUAAAAAAAAAAACACCCUGAAGUUUGAAAAACAAAAGCCACUGAAAAAGAAAACAUAAAACGCCCGAAAAAAUUGUCUGGAAAAAGUUGGCAAGUUUCGGCUCCGUCCCUUCAGGUACGCUUCUCUCUAUCCCUCUCGAUUUUCUAACAGUAACUCAUAACAAUUAACCAUUAUAUCACCUAAUUCAUGUAAUAAACGCACAUUUGACUGUCCUACGCUAUGUUCCUCUAAAAUCAGGCUCUGUGAAUUGGCACCGUUUGUUUCUUGGUAAAUUGUAAAUAGACUUGUCUCUCUGUGUUGGCAUUUUCAAUGGAACUCAAAUUCGGCGCGUGAAAUGGAGAUUUU
Orbicella faveolata is the source of this 3144-nucleotide messenger RNA. Its product is annotated as adhesion G protein-coupled receptor E3-like. Lineage: Eukaryota; Metazoa; Cnidaria; Anthozoa; Scleractinia; Merulinidae. Gene Ontology annotation, cellular component: plasma membrane. Gene Ontology annotation, molecular function: G protein-coupled receptor activity. The record is from RefSeq and is a predicted model, not a curated record. Gene Ontology annotation, biological process: G protein-coupled receptor signaling pathway; cell surface receptor signaling pathway.